AGACGAACUGAGUUGUUACAAAAUCCACAUGUGAGGGACGAAAAGUAUCAUUUCCCGAAUCUACGAACUCUCUCUCAUGGUUCAAUUUGGUUGGGUCAUUUUCAGUUUUCCAUAUCCUUUGCCUGGCCGAAGCCUCCGAGUCCGAUCCCUCAUGAAUUGAGUUUUAAGAGGAAGGCCAACAAAGGGCCCAAAAACCCUAGGAAACGAGCAGAUUCGCAGUCUUUUUUGACCGUUGGCUCUCUUGACCAAAGGAAGAGAUUUCCUAAUUUCUUUAGGAGGAGACUUAAUUAUCUUUUUCUUAUUAUUGAGUCAGCAGGAUACAGACUUGGACUUAGAAGCUGAGUUUUGUCGUGUGUCUGAAUGAUUUAUCGGGUUGCGCUGAAGCAGCCAGAUCUUGUUAGGCCGUGCAAUCGCUUUCCGUUAGAGGAAUUGGUGGCCGCCGAUGCAUUGACGUGUGUGUGACGGAACCCGUUUUGGUUCAGUAAUUGACUUACAGACCCAUUUGAGAGUUUUGUCGAAGAGACUCCCUUGUGAGGAAGGGCAUGGAUCCCGAGGAUUACAAAAGUGAACUGAGACGGACCAGUUCAUUUAGUAGGACAAGCAGCACAGGAUCUUCCCUUAGGCAGCGUUCCCUACGUUUUCCGAAUGCUCUGCCUUUUCUGCUAGAUGAAGAUAUAGUAAGUGAAAAUGUAUCAGAGGCAGGCGAUAUUGGUGACAGGGCACUUAGCAGUAAUCGGCACUCAGAGAGCAGCAGCUUCCACUUUUCUCUUGAUAAUGAAUUGGAGAGUGGAGUAGAUGCUCCGAUUUCUGAUGCAAAGGCAUUGAAUGCAGUAUCCCAUGUGUCCCCAUUGCCAGAGGAAAUCAUAUCUCCUAUGUCCACUGAUGCAAUUGUGCGCACCCAGGACAAAAGACAAGAGCAGCAGGACAAAAGCAUGGAAUUACCAAAGUUACUGGAGUAUAUGUCGUGCCUUGUCCAUUUGGCUGUUUUUGGAAUACUUGGGGUUUUAACAAGGUAUUUAUUGCAAAAGCUCUUUGGCCCUGGUGUUGCUCAUGUAACAAGUGACCAAAGCAUCCUGUAUCUGGAUCUUCCAUCAAAUAUGGUUGGUUCUUUCUUAAUGGGGUGGUUCGGUGUUGUUUUCAAAGGGGAUAUAUCCAAUGUGUCUGAUUUCCUGGCCAUUGGAUUAUCGACCGGUUACCUGGGAAGCCUUACAACUUUCAGUGGAUGGAACCAGAAAAUGCUUGAUGUCAGUGUUAAUGAUCACUGGGUCUUUUCUGUGCUUGGAUUUCUCCUUGGAUUGUUUCUUGUGGGCUAUUCCAUCAUUUUUGGGAUUGAGACAGCCAAGGGUUUCAGGUGGCUUCUCAAGGGGCUGCACAAAAGUUCAAAAAGUCAAACCACUGGUUCUGUCAACAAGUGGAGGAUAAAUAGCCGCCGGAGACAUUGGGUGGUUUUGAUUGUGUUGACUCUUCUGUUAGGCUUGCUAUGGAGUCUGAGCGGAACAUUAUUAGGAAAGGAGUUUAAUAGCCACAACAGUGGAGCUCAACUAUGGUUGGCUUGCAUAGUUGGACCUUUUGGCGUUUGGAUAAGGUGGUUCUUGGCCCGAUUGAAUGGACGCGGCAUAGGGAAGGCAGGGAUCUUAAAAUGGGUUCCAUUUGGGACCCUAAUUGCAAAUGUUUCUGCAGCUUGUGUCAUGGCUGCGCUUUCAACUCUGAAGGAGGCGGUGAACACCAGUGCUUGCACUACCAUUGUAACAGGCAUACAAUUUGGCCUGUUGGGCUGUCUUAGUACUGUUUCUACUUUCGCCGCUGAGUUUAAUGCAAUGAGAGAGAGCAGGCACCCAUGGAGAGCUUAUGCAUAUGCCUUAAUAACAAUAGGUGUUUCAUUUGGCUUGGGAACUCUGAUAUAUUCAGUACCUGUUUGGACAAGGGGAUACAAGUAGCGCUUUGAGUUUCUUUUGGGUACAGUUGAUGUCAAGUUAACAUUCUGUGCCGGGCUGCUGGAUUGAAGUAAGGUUUCAGUAAAAGGAUGUCCUGGCCUUACAAGAGUUGCUGGAGCCUCUAUGCGUCCCAAACCUCACGAAUUUCAGUUAGUGUAAUUGCCAAGCCUUGAUUUUGAUUGCAUUCUGCAUGGCCUCUGGUCUGAGGUAAGGUUUGGCCUUGUGAGAAUUGCAGGAGCCUCUCUUUGCCAAACCUGACAAAUCUCAGCUAGUGUAAUUGCUAAGCCUUUGACUGCAUAUGAUAUUUAAAUAACAAGCACAGACAAUGGAGCUGAUUUAGAAUAUUUGAUGAAGAAAGUUUGCACACACUACCACAAGUUGGUUUAGUGAAGAAUGUUUCAAGGGUUGUUUUAGGGCAAGGUUCUCAUAGUGGUUAAUACCAUUUUGUAAUUUCCAAUGGAGUCAUCAUCGACCAGGUAGGCUUUGGUCUGCGUAUUCACGAGCACGCAGAUAUUCUUGGCUUGCUAUUGUAUUGAGUUUUGCUUGUUUUAAGCUGGUGUAUUUAGUCUGGAACAGUACAGUAGCCUUUAGAUAGAAGGAUUCAUUUAGGGACCAUCGCGGCCUUGUUGAGAUGGUGUGCCACUGGGUUCCUUGUUCUCCAUCAUAAAUUGAUGAAGUUAAGCACCAUGGAGGCCUUCUUGAUGGCGGCGGUGUGUUCCUUUGUUUUCCAUCAUGGUAGUAGAGUUUGAUCUCAUGCUAUGUUCUGGGUGUUUUUAAUUGUUUUAUGCUCAUCUUCGUCUCUUAAAUUGCUUCUCGUUCUGCCCCAGCGUUGCUCAGUGCAUGGCUUGGUUUUACAUAUAGGAGAUAGCAGUUGCCUUUCUUUCCCGUUUUCAACUAAUGAUGAACAAUUCUUCAUCUGUGCCAACGUCUUAUUGAUGGUA
Messenger RNA from Tripterygium wilfordii, 2875 nucleotides. Its product is annotated as fluoride export protein 1-like. Gene Ontology annotation, cellular component: membrane. NCBI's taxonomy places the organism in Eukaryota, Viridiplantae, Streptophyta, Magnoliopsida, Celastrales, Celastraceae. The record is from RefSeq and is a predicted model, not a curated record. Gene Ontology annotation, molecular function: fluoride transmembrane transporter activity. Gene Ontology annotation, biological process: fluoride transmembrane transport. The transcript has 7 exons. Bases 543 to 1937 code for a protein of 464 amino acids.